Messenger RNA from Cinclus cinclus, 4119 nucleotides. It is a transcript of the gene PRPSAP1, whose product is annotated as phosphoribosyl pyrophosphate synthetase associated protein 1. Gene Ontology annotation, biological process: 5-phosphoribose 1-diphosphate biosynthetic process; purine nucleotide biosynthetic process. The coding region runs from base 1132 to 2349 and encodes 405 amino acids. Gene Ontology annotation, cellular component: ribose phosphate diphosphokinase complex; cytoplasm. Gene Ontology annotation, molecular function: ribose phosphate diphosphokinase activity; magnesium ion binding. The record is from RefSeq and is a predicted model, not a curated record. The transcript is spliced from 11 exons. Lineage: Eukaryota; Metazoa; Chordata; Aves; Passeriformes; Cinclidae.
UUUUAUAUACGCUGUGCAUUUUAUCUGUAAAACUGUAUAUUAUUUAUAUAAUAAUAUAUACGUUAAGAUAUUUAAUUUAUAGGUGCUAUAUAUGCUAUAUAUAAGCACACGGUUUGUGCAUGGAAAGGUCAGCCCAGCGCUCUGCCGGGAUGGGCUGGAGCUGAACUUUUCUGUUUAAUUAAGCCACUGAGUGCCUGUACCCGUGAAGAUUCCAGAGCGGACAGCGCAGCGCCGGGCAGGGAGCGUUCCAUCGGGAAAAAGGUUCGGGAUCCGCGGGCCGGCCGGGUCCUCCCGCCGCCCCCGCCACAGAGCGGGGCCAGAGCGCCGCCGCCGCCGCGCUUCCGUUUCCCCCGCCGCCAUCUUCGGCACGGGCACUUCAGCCACCGCGGACACCCCGUGCCUCUCACCGCCGGGCAGAAGCGAGAGGCGGCCGCGCUGCGAGCCGCCCCCGGGUAGCGGGAAGUGUAUUUAUCCGCCGAGGAGGGGUGUUUCUGCCUCUGUCCUCCCGAGGUAUCGGCGCAGUUCGGGCAGGCGGUGAGGGGACGCCGUGACGGGGGAGAGCGGCUGCGGUGCCCUCACCUAAGAUGGCGGCGGGGGCGGGCUUUUCCCGCCGAGAAGAUGGCGGCGCAGGGAGCGGUGCUCUGGCCGGGUGGCGGAGCUCCCUCGGUUGGGUGAGGGGAGCGGGAUGGGACCGUCCCCACCAAAGGCCUCCCCUUUUAUAGGGACUCUUCUACCCUGCCACGGAGAGCUCGGUUCAGCCCUGCUGCGUCACAAAGAACCCCCACCCCCCAGCCUUCCUCCCUCAGCUCACCCGCACCUUCUCCAGCCAAGGGAGCCCCUCUCCGCCUUGCUGCCUCCCCUCAUUUUGGGGUCAUCCCUCCCCUGUUGCAUGAGGGGCCACUGGGUGGGCGCGGGUUGGGGUUGCCCGUUGUCUGUUUACCCCUCUACUCCUCAAGGUAGCUGCUGCUCCAGUUUAUUUUAAUAACCAUGACUUUCACCCUCCCUUUCAUACUUUGCCGCAGGAAUGGACCAGCAAGUCCAUAGGUAGCGGGAAGCUCCCCACCCUCCUUUCCCCCUCCUCCUCCCCACCCCCUUAAGGGGCGGUGAUCGCGGCGGAGAGGAAAGAAAAGGAUGCCACGGAAGCUGUUGUUGCCUUAUAAAUCUGCUUUUUCUCACUUUCGAGCUCCACGGGGAUUGCAUGACUCUUUGGCGAUGAACGCGGCCAGAAGUGGCUACCGGGUCUUCUCGGCCAACUCUACUGCAGCCUCCACCGAGCUGGCGAAGAAGAUCACAGAGUUGCAAACAAUGCCUGGCUGCUGCCUUUCCCCGUCUCACAUCCCAGCCUGUUCUUUGCUGGGGAGGCGUCUUGGUGCUGAGCUGGGGAAAUCUGUGGUGUACCAGGAAACCAAUGGAGAAACAAGAGUUGAAAUAAAAGAGUCUGUCCGUGGACAGGAUAUCUUCAUCAUACAGACAAUCCCCAGAGAUGUGAAUACUGCUGUCAUGGAGCUGCUGAUCAUGGCCUAUGCACUGAAGACUUCCUGUGCAAGGAACAUCAUUGGGGUCAUCCCCUACUUCCCCUACAGCAAGCAGAGCAAAAUGAGGAAGAGGGGCUCCAUAGUCUGCAAGCUGCUGGCUUCAAUGCUCGCUAAGGCAGGUUUAACACACAUUAUCACUAUGGACCUUCAUCAAAAGGAAAUCCAAGGCUUCUUCAGCUUUCCAGUAGACAACCUGAGAGCAUCCCCUUUCUUGCUUCAGUAUAUACAGGAAGAAAUUCCAGAUUACAGAAACGCAGUUAUUGUAGCCAAAUCUCCUGGUGCUGCUAAAAGGGCUCAGUCUUACGCUGAGAGGCUGCGCCUGGGGCUGGCAGUGAUCCAUGGAGAGGCUCAGUGCACGGAGCAGGACAUGGAUGACGGGCGUCACUCCCCUCCCAUGCUCAAAAAUGCAACUGUGCAUCCUGGCCUGGAGCUGCCAUUGAUGAUGGCCAAGGAGAAGCCGCCAAUUACUGUGGUUGGAGAUGUUGGAGGAAGAAUUGCCAUCAUUGUGGAUGACAUCAUCGAUGACGUGGAAAGUUUUGUGGCUGCUGCAGAGAUCCUGAAAGAGCGUGGAGCUUACAAGAUUUUUGUGAUGGCUACUCAUGGGCUCCUGUCAGCAGAUGCUCCCCGUCUCAUAGAGGAAUCUUCCAUUGAUGAGGUGGUAGUGACCAACACUGUUCCUCACGAGGUGCAGAAGCUGCAGUGCCCCAAGAUAAAGACUGUGGAUAUCAGUUUGAUCCUCUCGGAAGCCAUCCGGCGAAUCCACAACGGCGAGUCCAUGGCCUAUCUCUUCCGCAACAUCACUGUCGAUGACUAGACCUGAGCCUGCCCCUGUCCUGGAUUCCACAACAGAAGGAAAUCUGCACGGAAAGGCAAUCCCAUAAAACAUAGGCAUAACACAACUGUUUAUUUUUGUAGGAGCGUUGAGGUUUUCAGGGUGUUGAGCCAUGAGAUCUAAUAGAAAAAAAAUCAACCUGACCAGCACUUUACAAGUGAAUAGAAGGGGCCACUGGCAAUGGGGGGAUUACACCUUAAUUAAGAGAGAUGGAGAAAUGAGGUGGUGUUGAAUUUUUAAGUUCCUUUAAUGAUUUUUUUUUUUUUUUAGUGUGUUAUCUCUUGCCCUGUAGGGGUGGAAAGAAAAGCUAAACAGAAGUAGCUGUCAGCUUGUGAGAAGGGAACAGAGACUGCUUAUUGCUGUGUGGGCAGCGAGAGCUGCCUUUGGGGUUUUUCUGCCUGUGUCUCACCCCAGAGCACGGAAGAGAACGUUCAGGCUGUGCUGCUGGCAGAGCUGAGCCAACAGCAGCUCCAUGCCAGCUCAGUGGCCUCUCCCCUCCUGUACAGCAGAGCAGGGACUUUCAUCAAAGCUAAGUUAGCGGAACAUCCCGAAAGGACAGCUUAGGGCAACCCAUUGGCAGGACUGCUCCCAUGCCUGGGUCAGGGAGCUGGGAACAGGCUCACAUGUGUGUCCCAGCAGAGCAGGGAAUGCUAGUUUAUGUGUUGGCCUUUUCAUCUUAUGAGCUUUGGAUCAUUAUUGCUCUUCAGUGACGAGUCACGUGAGGGUCUUGGUCCUCACUGGAACACUUGUCUGCACUGCAAAGCCAGACGUGAUUUUUUGCCUGGGGCUGAGUUUGUGGCAGAGUCUUGUGGGGAAGGGAAGUUGGAAUAUCUGCUUCUAAUGCAGCUGUGCUCUCCAAAACACUAACACUGAACCUGAAAUAAAAAGUGUAAGAUUUUUCAGCUUUGCUUCCUGUGAAUCCUGUGCCCUCUGAAGAGCUGCUCUAUCUAUUCAGUGGGGCUGUUACUGUCAUAAGGCUCACUUGCAGCUUUGCAGCCUUCUUCCAUGCAGAAGUAGGACUGGCUGAUUACUCCUUCUUGAGUGAUACUCACUUUUGGGUGCAGGGGACACUUGAGGAAGCUGCACAAGAUGCAUGUGGAGGGUUUUAUCUCCAGGAUGAUAGAAGGAUAAACUCCCAACCUGAUCUUUCCCCUUGAUGGGACAAACACACUCCAGAAAAACCUACACCACUAGUCUGCUGAUGUGAGGAAGAAAUAAAAGCUGCUGGAAGCAGUUGCUUCAACAGCACAGGAAAUGUUUAGUUGUUUAGUUUUGGUUAUCCUUAUUCUACACCCUUCUAUUGCAUUCCAACAUCUACAAUGUGCCACGGAGCCAGCAGUGACUGAGCAGGACAAGCCUUGAACACCAGGCAAACAAAUGGACCUCAGCAUGCAGUGCUUGGACCACCUUCAGUAUCCAACAUGGAUUAAACCACCAUGCCAGAUUCCAUGAGGGAUGUGCAGGACUGGAUGAGGUAUCAAAGCUGUUGAUGGGUUUUCCUGCAUUUUCAAAGUACCACAAACAAAUCUCAGCUGUACUCUGUGACCACAGCCUGACUCCUCAGCCUGGAGGGGUAACAUGAUACUGCAAGUAUUGAACAGAUCAUCUGGAGCUGUGAAGUCCUUGCAGAUGUCUGGGCCCCCUUUUUUCUGAUCCAGUGCUGGACGAUGUUCUUCAUUCUGGAAGCCAGUGUUAGAACUCCGCACAGUUUUGCUGGUCUCUCUCCUUCAAAGUGCUUGUCAGAUUUGCCAG